Molecule: messenger RNA, 2207 nt
Organism: Aspergillus pseudonomiae
Lineage: Eukaryota; Fungi; Ascomycota; Eurotiomycetes; Eurotiales; Aspergillaceae
Product: mannitol dehydrogenase family protein
Exons: 3
Coding region: 282-1790 (502 amino acids)
Molecular function (GO): mannitol dehydrogenase activity
Source: RefSeq, a predicted model, not a curated record
AGCGACUUCGUGCAUGAAAACCUUAAGCAGCUUUAGUUUAAAUGUGAUACGGGCGACCGAUAGCGGCAACCGAAAAAAGAAACGAAAGGACGCUUAUCUAAUUCAACUGGUACUUUCAGAAUUUUUCCAGGUGGCAGAAAAAUUCGAGAACCUCACUGGCGGUGACCCUCGAGUCAGCGCCCCAGCCAAAAACCCCUUUUAUCUCUCGCCUCUCGCCCUUGUCAUCCUUUCAAUUCGUCUUUCUCUCUCUGUCCCUCUCUCUCCCUCCUCACACAUUCACAAUGGCUCCCCUUAAGCUCAACAGCAAGAACUUGCCGCAAAUUGCGGCGGCUGGUGAAGCCCAGGUUAAAGCUCCCACCUACCAGCGCGGUGGCGCCGUCAAGGAAGGAAUUGUCCAUGUCGGCGUCGGCGGCUUUCACCGAGCUCAUUUGGCCGUCUAUGUCGACCAAUUGAUGGAGAAACAUGGUGUGACUGACUACGCAAUUUGCGGUGUUGGCUUGCAGCCCUUUGACGCCACUAUGCGCGACGCCUUAGGAUCGCAGGACCACUUCUACACUGUCAUCGAGCGGUCGGCCAAGGGCAGCUUUGCCCAUGUUGUUGGUAGCAUCAAUUCCUAUCUCUUUGCCCCCGACGAUCGCGAGGCCGUCAUUGCCAAGAUGGCGCACCCCGAUACGCACAUCGUGUCGCUCACCAUCACCGAGAGCGGUUACUACUACAACGAGAACACGCACGAGCUGCAAAGUGAGCACCCUGACAUUCAAUUCGACCUCCAACCGGCCAACGAGAAGGCGCCACGCACCACGUUCGGCUUCCUCUAUGCCGCUUUGGCACGCCGCUACCAGCAAGGGCUCAAGCCCUUCACCGUCAUGUCGUGCGACAACAUGCAGAAGAAUGGAUCCAUCACCCGCCACAUGCUCGAGUCCUUUGCACGCCUCCGCAACCCUGAGAUCGCGAAGUGGAUUGCUGAACAAGGCGCCUUCCCCAACGCCAUGGUCGACCGUAUCACUCCCCAGACAUCCGCCGCCGAUAAAACGGCCCUUGCAGACAACUUUGGCAUUGAAGACUCAUGGCCUGUCGUCACAGAGCCCUUUAUGCAGUGGGUGAUUGAGGAUCAGUUCUCCGAUGGCCGCCCACCCUUUGAGAAGGUCGGUGCUCAGGUGGUCAAGAAUGUCCACGACGUCGAGGAGUUCGAGAAGCACAAGCUCCGCCUGCUCAACGGCAGCCACUCGGCCAUCGGCUACCCCGGUCAGCUGGCCGGCUUCAAAUAUGUCCACGAGGUCAUGGAGAACCCGCUGUUCAGCAAGUUUGUGUGGCAAAUGAUGCAGGACGAGGUGAAGCCAUUGUUGCCCGAGAUUCCGGGGGUCAACAUUGAUGAGUAUUGCAAGACCCUCAUCGAGCGUUUCUCCAACCCAACCAUCAUGGACCAACUGCCGCGCAUCUGCCUCAACGCUUCCGGCAAGAUCCCACAGUUUAUCAUGCCCUCCAUCGCGGAGGCGAUUUGGGUUACUGGCCCAUUCCGCCGCCUGUGCUUUGUCGCAGCCGCUUGGUUUCAUUACAUUAAGGGUGUCGAUGACAGCGGCAAGGAGUUCCAGGUUGAUGACCCGAUGCGCGAGGAGCUCCAGGCUAAGGCCCGCGCAGGAGGUACUAACCCGGCCGAGCUGCUCAGCAUCAAGAGCCUGUUCGGUGACGAUUUGCGGGGCGACAAGCGAUUCAUCCAGGAAAUCACCACCGCGAUGGAGGACAUCGCCCGGGACGGCAUCCUGAAGACGCUUCCCAAGUACAUUGACUAAGCGCCAUCACUACGCGCUGUUGCCUUAAUAUAUACGGUAUACCUGUGUCUGAUAUUUAAGUUUUCUACGAUUGUGUUAUAUGGGAAGGGUUUUACAGGAAAAGCGGUAUAUAGAGAUAGAUAAUGAUAGACAACAUUUAAUUCUUUGUUAUUCUAGCGUACAACUGAACGAUGCUUAGAUUACAAUGGGGAUCUCCCAUGAUUGAUUCUAUUUAUAGGAGAGUCUUGGCAGGAUAUGCUGUCUUUGAAGAAUUGACAGAGCUAUGAUGGCUAGAAGAGUCUAUCGCAAUGCAAACAAACCAAACACUGCGAGCGGGAAUGGGCCUCAAGAAUCUGGCCCAAAACGGGGCAACCGAACCCGUUCUCGUGACAUCUUAAUGUGGCUCCUACCAACUCAGCAUUAAAGCUUUCUAUCCGU